UCUUAAAAAAAAAAAAUUCCAGUUCACGUAAUGUUUAGGUCCAAUGAGAAACAUCCCAUUUCUCUGGAAAAGACUACUGAUCUUUGAGAUUUGAGAAUACAGCGGGCUCCCGAUUUUAUUUCUCCCUGGUAAAGGGGAACAGUAAUGGCCUGGCAAAUCUAUGGGGAAGAGCGUGUGUGUUCUGCUUUGACUUUUCCCAGAGGUCAGUUACUGAAGGUUUAAGGCACAAAUCCCAUACCUAUUUUUCCUUGGUAGCCAUCCGUGUUCAAAGAGCCAUGGGGAAGGCUGGUGGGACAGCUCCCACAUGGACAUCCUGUGUGCAUCCGUGUGCGUUUAAUUCAGAUACAGACCCCAUUUUAUAGCAACUUGAACAUGUCAUUCUAACAUACUGGAAAAGAUGAGCAGUGGGGCUGUGAGUUUUAUCUGGAUUCCUGGGCGCAGUACCAGCGAGACUCGCGGUGCCUUUGCAGAGGGCUAGCAAUGCCUGCUGAUACCUGCCACGGGUGCCACCUCCGAAAUGAGAGGCCCAGGGCGUCGGUUGGCUGGAGUCCGCCGGUGGAUUCUCAGCUGGGGAGCGCAGGCUCCUGGGCAGUGAUGGAAGUGUCCAGUAGGGGGCUGGCAUUCUCUGUUUAUAAGUAGCCCCAGUUCCUCUGCAGAGCCUCAGCUCCGCAGAGCUGCUGUUUGCUGGGGAAGUCAGUGACGUGCACAGCAUCCUGCCUAUAGGAUUUGAGGCUUUCUCAGUGCGGUUUUUUUCCUACCCACUUUAAACCUUCAGGUUCUAAAUAUCAGGAAAGAUAGGAAAUGCUGUAUGAAAAUAGCUGGCCAAAAGUUCUUAGUAAACUGCAGCCAGGGAGGCUCAGACUAGAAUGGAGGUAGAAAGAGUUGAUACAGACUGGGUUUAAUUCAGGCUGACUUUUUGUUGUCGUUUUGUUGUUAACUUAUUGAAUUUAGACAUGCAUUACUUUGGUCAUAUGAGGACCAGAGCAGCACAAGCAUCAAAAUAGUGCCAGGCCGUUCUGAAUGCCACAGUGUAUAGGUACUCAGAAUUUUUGUCAAAGAAGAUAAAAAGCCCAGCAUAGAUUUUAUCCUCAUCUUCACCCAACUACAAAAUCAAAGUUAAGCAACAGCACCUAAGAGCACUUUUUGGGUGGGAAAGAACCUAGAGGAUGGCUCUGAAUGGUUGUUUGCUUUUGAACUUGGAAGUGGACCACUUCUUGCACUGCAACAUCUCCAAUCACAGUGCAACUCUCCCCACGAACGACGACUGGUUCCACCCAGGGAUCUUCUAUAUCAUCCCUGCCAUCUAUGGGGUCAUCAUUCUGAUAGGCCUCGUCGGCAACAUCACCCUGAUCAAGAUCUUCUGUACAGUGAAGGCCAUGCGCAACGUGCCCAACCUGUUCAUCUCCAGUCUGGCCUUGGGAGAUCUGCUCCUCCUGGUAACGUGUGCUCCCGUGGAUGCCAGCAGGUACCUGGCCGACAGAUGGCUGUUUGGCAGGAUUGGCUGCAAACUGAUCCCCUUUAUACAGCUCACCUCGGUGGGGGUGUCUGUCUUCACACUCACGGCUCUCUCGGCGGACAGGUACAAAGCCAUUGUCCGACCAAUGGAUAUCCAGGCCUCUCAUGCCCUGAUGAAGAUCUGCCUCAAAGCCGCAUUGAUCUGGGUUAUCUCCAUGCUUCUGGCCAUCCCGGAGGCUGUGUUUUCGGAUCUGCAUCCCUUCCACGAGGAAAGCACCAACCAGACCUUCAUUAGCUGUGCCCCAUACCCACACUCUAAUGAGCUGCACCCCAGAAUUCACUCCAUGGCUUCCUUCCUGGUCUUCUAUGUCAUCCCGCUGUCAAUUAUCUCUGUCUACUACUACUUCAUUGCUAGAAAUCUGAUCCAGAGCGCUUACAAUCUGCCUGUGGAAGGGAAUGUACAUGUCAAGAAGCAGAUUGAAUCCCGGAAGCGCCUUGCCAAGACAGUGCUGGUGUUCGUGUGCCUCUUUGCCUUCUGCUGGCUCCCCAACCACAUCGUCUACCUGUACCGCUCCUACCACUACUCUGAGGUGGACACCUCCAUGCUCCACUUCAUCACCAGCAUCUGUGCCCGCCUCCUGGCCUUCACCAACUCCUGUGUGAACCCUUUUGCCCUCUACCUGCUGAGCAAGAGUUUCAGGAAACAGUUCAACACCCAGCUCCUCUGUUGUCGGCCUGGCCUGAUGACCCGCUCUCACAGCACUGGCAGAAGUACCACCUGCAUGACCUCCUUCAAGAGUACCAACCCCUCUGUGGCCACCUUCAGCCUCAUCAACGGAAACAUCUGUCAUGAAGGGUAUGUCUAAGCUGAUCCUUGACCCUGUCACCCCAGGGGUCCCCGGUUUUGCUUUAUGGCUAGUAAAGAACCCUCACAUCUGUUGUUGUCUCUAUACCCUCCAAAGACCCUUGGGAAGGCUAUGAGUUUGCAGGCAGGUUGCAGAGAAGCCCAAAUGGAUUGCUGUUAUGUUUGAAAGGCCCAUCAAGGCUUACGCUUUCCAUUUCAACUUCUAAAUAUUCUUCUGAUGUAGAGCCAAUUCUCCUCUUUUUAGAAAAGGGAAUAAGAAAUUAUUAUUUUAAGCAUCAAGCCCUGAUAUACAGGUAUGGCCAAUUAAGUCAUAGAAAUUAUAUGAACCACCAGAUUUAUAUAGCAGAAAAAUUACACAUUAAAUGUCCACUUUGUGAAAGACUUUACCUUGUCAUUUCUUUAAGUAGAAGCUAGUGCUUUAAAAAGAUGAUUUGAGUAAUUUUUCAGGAAUAUUUAUAAUCACAAACCAAGGAACUGUUUUUUACACUCCUAACAUGAAAGCCAACCCUAUGAAAAAGUACUAUGUAUGAGGGACCAUUCCCAAAUUGAUAACACUGGAAGCCAGUUUAAAACAAAUCCCUGAGUUAAUUGUUUUUGAAAGAUGUUACUGGGGACAUAGGAGAAACACUCAACACAUCAUUUUAAGGCAAAAACACAACCGAACACAUAGACACAUAUACAAAGAUCCGUGCGAGGCUGUGGAUCGAUAUCUUACACUCUGAAUUCUAACUCAGCAGAGAUCCUUUUUGCUGUUUCCCCAUUUCAGUCAUCUGUGGUAUAGUUAGUUCUGCCAUAGAAUAGAAAUCCUUUUGGGAAAAAAUUGAUCAUGUUCUCAAUUCAUCAUUUAUAAGUACAUAAAGUAUAGUAUUUAUUUUUGGUAUACAGGUUUUCAGCCAAAUGUAUUUACUUAGAUUUGGCUGUCCUUGUCUGCUACAUUGAAGGAGUAAUUUCUUAUGGAAAAAAAAAAAGAGAUCACUUCUGAGUGGAAACAGAAACAUGUUUACAUUUAACAUAUGCUUACCUAAAGUCUGGGAGGAAACGAAUAAAAUUUCAGUAAUACGUAUUUCUGUUUGAAUAUGUAGAAGUAAUUUGCAGGGGGCUUAGAUUUAAGAAUGGAUUAAAAAAACAGCCAAGAGGAGUAUUUAUGAAACAGCCAUGUGCAGAAAAAUACUGGACUGAAAUCUUUUUAUUUUUCUGAGUAAAGAAAUUUGACCAUCUUACUUUAGAAACCCUGAACCAAGUUUUUCUUGACUCCAGGAUACGCCAAUUCUGACAGACUGCAAACACGUUAACCCACUUUCAGAUAAAGCCGAAUUCUGCAAAUGUGCCCUAAGGUGUAUCCUUCACAUCCAAAGACGAUGUUAGUUCCGGUUUUCUCUGUCCAAAUGAGAAGGAACUGUCCGCGCCCUUUUCCAUAUGGCCUGUAUGAAAACAUUUUCAUCUCUUGAUACAAGGAAGUGCUGUCUGCAGAGCUUUAGAAGUUAGGACAAAGACAGUUGUAAAGAUCUGUGUUUACAGUUGUAUUAGCUGGAGUGAGACCUCUUCACUGCUGUCUGCUGUGUGCACUUCUAUACUGUACCCACCUGCUUUCCUGGUAGUCCAUAAUGACAUCGGACAGUUUGAAAAGCAAGACAGGCAGUGUAGCUGAAAGAAGCAAGGUUUUUAGCUGGACAUCCCAACUCUGUCUCUAGCUAUGAGUUUAGCUAUCAAUUUGUCUUCUCUUGACUCCUUUUUUCAUCUCUAGAAAGAGAGGACAGUACCGAGGUCCUUCUAUUGCUAAAAUCCUUUGAGUCUUGUCAUCAUUUCUAGUUCUGUCUCUAAAGCAUUUAUACAGCCCGCCUGCUCACAGCUGCCCCACUUCUGCAACCUUUGCAACAACUCCUCUUGAGAAAUCCUUCAACCAACAUUCUGCAGUCAUGUUCACAUUAGUGGAAUGGAAGGAGACGGACUAUUCUAUCACUUCCAGGAGCUCACUGGAAUAAUUUGUAUGAAUAAUGUCCCAUUAGCUUGUUAUGUUUUGGAAUUAAAGCUGAAAGACACAUAAGAAAACGUAUUGCUCGAUCUCCUCACUAAACAGGGGUACUUUUCCCGCUCACCUCCAACCUCCAUGCACCUGUCAUCGUGAACUAGUGCUCCCCAAUUUUACACCUGGAUUUCUUCCAAACUCUUUGAGUAUGAAGUGACUUCGUACCUAGUUCGGGGCUACAGUGUCUAGCAUUCUGGGUACGUAGUGUGACUUGUUCAAGCAUCUCUGAUCUACCUGAUUUCAAAGACAUUUUGGGAGUAGGACUCAUCUUAAUGUCUCCUUCAGGUAACAUCAUGGCACAGAUUGUGGCGGGCUCCUCCCUAGCUUCUGGACAGUGAGGAGAUUGAAGUCUAGGUCUAGCUGUGUGUCCCGAGGCAAAUCUUAUCACGUUUUGGGGACUCCUUAAUGAAGGGUUGGAGAAGGCCUCUGCCAGCCAGUGAGCCAGGACUGGCAAAACUGUUCUGUGAAUCAACUGAUGGAUGGACCCAAACCUUCUUACUGGGAUGGACUUAGCUGGGCCCUUCUCUAGGGAAGUCAACUUCAAUCUCAAGAACCUGAAAUUACGGUGAGAGACACCCCCGCCCCCAUGUGAUAUCACCUCCCUGUUAGGGCAGAGUGUGGCAGGGGCUGGAGCUAAGACAUUUCACGCCUGGCUUCCAAAGAUAAUCAGGUUUAGCGCUUAUGUCUUUGGCAAGGAAAAAAAAAUCAAUUUUUGCUGUGGAAAACCAUCUGUGUUUAUUCAAUUGACAGACACUACCUUUCAAUCUAUCUUAAAUUGAGCCUCCCUGAGGCAGGCAGCUCAACAGUGAUAGAUGAAGCAAUAAACAAGGCCGUCUUCCCACCAACGGCCCCGGCUGGCAGGGAGGGCGCAGCCGCUGUUAGGAGAGGUAUUCCACAGCAAGGUGGUCCUCCCUGCUUGGCGCAGAUGCGGCCCCUCCCUGUGGGUGAGUUGAGAUUCCCCAUAAACGCGCAUGGCUCAACCCUGUUCUGGCUGCCCUCCCUCCCCCCACUGAACCUGGCCUUCUCCCUCAUUAACGAGUCUGGGAUUUCCCUCUUUGCCACACCAACAAUUUGGUUUCAUCUUGAAGGAUGGAAAACCCUUAAGUAAAGAAACAGUUAAGUGGCUGCUUCAGAUGAACCAAACUCAGCUUGUUAUGAAAAUGCACACUGAACAGAAAUAAAUGAACUUGUCCAUAGGACACGGGCACACUGAACUUACAAAGUCUUUGUUUAUGCCAAAAGUAGAGGCGGUUAGUGGUUUCAGAGUCUAUUCAUGUACCAAAUGUCUUCUAGGAAUAGAGAGUAGCUUUGUUUGGGGACUACAAGUUGAAUGACAUCCUCGAGCUUGGACUAAAAGGUGGCUAAGUCACUUUCCCAAAAGCCAGAUAGAAAUGAUCGCCCUGGGGGCGCCUGGGUAGCGCAGUCGUUAAACGUCUGCCUUCGGCUCAGGGCGUGGUCCCGGCGUUCGGGGAUCCAGUCCCACAUCGGGCUCCCUGCUCCACUGGGAGCCUGCUUCUUCCUCUCCCACUCCCCCUGCUGUGUUCCCUCUCUCGCUGGCUGUCUCUCUGUCACAUAAAUAAAUAAAAUUAAAAAAAAAAAAAAAAAGAAAGGAUCGCCCUGGGACCCUGACCAUAUGAGAGCUGAAUGAAUAGGACUCACUUCUGUGGUGGUGACGGGAUGGGGGUGGGGGGCAAACUUUCUGACCAUUUCUGCCCUUCACAUCCAGGUCCCAAAGGAGCUGUUGUUAGAGGCUCCGAACUAACCCUGGCUUGCUGGGAGGAGUGGAGCACAUUUUGCACAUUCGUCUAAUGUUCAGCUGAAUUUUAAUAAAUGGAUUAACAACUGAAAACAAAGAAAUGAUUCACUCUCCUGGGGCCAGGUUUUGUGUCAGCUAUCCAAAGAAACCAAGCCCUAACAAGCUCUAGUUUAUUCUGUAUGUGACGGUCAUUCCUCUCGGCCCCCACCUUGACAGUCCCCCCAGCCCCCCACCCCCAACACAAACACAAUACCUUUAAUAUCAAGCCAUCUCUUACCAUAACUGUGUCUGUCAAAGACACCCUUCUUUUAGGUAGGGGCCAAGCGUGAACUCCAGCUGAAUGUAUCCAGCGCAAUCAACAAAUCGCACCCUGAGAAGACUUCUUUUGUGAAACAACAUUAGAAAUGCAAUCAGUGGAAUUUAUCUAAUUUUUUAAAAGUUUAAGAGCCCCUAGGUUAAAAUAUUACAUGUCCACGAGUAAUUCAAAAAAUUAUUUGCAUUCACCUAGUGUUCAUGGUCUAUAAAGCACUUUUAUACUCAUUGCCUCAUCUAAUCCAAGCCUUCCCUGCCGGCCAAAGAGCUGCUUAACAUCCUUUACUAUGGAAAUUUGUAAAUGACAUUUACUAGUGACCAUCUACGAUUAGAUUAAAAGACCCACGGAACUCUGAGGCUGAAGCAUGCAACUACAGAUGUUGAACCGUGUUUGACCUACACAAGGGUGAUUUCAUCCGGUCUAGUGUAAUCUGAUUUCAUUUAUAUUCAUGGCCGUUCUGUGAUACUGAAGAACAGCGCUGCUCAUCACUUUCCCAGUUUACAGGACAGUCUGUGCCUGCAAAGUGGUCUGUUUAACAUGGCCCAAGGCAGGGAACCAAGUCAUUGUUGGUUUCCCCAGAAAUGCAGAUUAGCCGGAACAGUAUUCCAUGUCACACUGAAGUGGAAGGCUAAGAGAAGAAGGGCGGGAUCCUUGGGAGCAAAAACACAAGCCACAGAACCGACUGUAUCUGUGUGAAACUUCAGUGGAGUUCUGUGGUUCUAGAAGCCCUGGAAAGGAAGGGGCUCGACUGCACCAAGCACCAAUGAUGCCAAAUGCGGUGCUGAGCGCACGAUUACCUUGAAAAGUGUUCAGAUGAUGAACAGGGAGAUCACUUCACCAUCCCAAGGUCACAUAGCACAGUUGAAUGGCAGAGUAUUAAUGUGGACCUGGAUCUCUCUUAAGACCCCGUCCAUUCCACUGCUCAGCAUUGCUUCCCAAAUCCAGCCCAUGUGAGAAAUUAAGUUCACAGUAACUAAUAGUCCCAUUCCCUACUCUAGCCUUUGUCCAAAGGCAUGAGCUACCAAGGCGGUUGAGGAACAUACACAAAGGGCAUGGCAGAUGUUUCUAAGCACAUAAGUUAAGGACUCGCUGCAGGCAGAGGCUGAAAUGUAGCAAAGAGCAGGUGGGCAAGGAAGUCCCUUCGUUUACACAAUUCAGUUGCAACUGGAAGCCCUGGGAAGAAUUUCCCACCUGGUUCUGUGACUAACCAAGGAGAAAAAAAAACCUUGGCAAACAGCCAUAUACAGAGGACACAAGUGAGAAGAGUCAAUCCAGGCAUCUUUCUUUGAAUUAGGAUUCAUUGGAGAACAGGUAUCAGGAAGGGGUGAAACCCCUUCCCCAUUCCCACCCUCACCCCCCCCCCAAAGAAAAAGUAAGAUAUGAUAGCAGAUGGUUUUCCAGAAGCCUACAGACCCAGGCUAUGUGAGUAGCCUUUAACAGAAAAAUCUCUCCUGGACUAAGAUAUGAGCUCAGAUAUGGACUUAGGCAUCUGAGUGCCUAGCCCUAGGUGCCCUGUUUAAAACCCAGAUACCAUCGUCUCUCUGCCCAUUCUGAGCUCACAUUCUAGAAGAUAAGCUUAUUUCCCUUUUUUUCUCCAAAUUUAAAAUUCAUUCUGAGAGCCAUAUAAUGACUUGGAAGGACUCACAUAAUUUUAUGGUCUUUUAAAAGGAUCAUUUUAAUGGACAGUAAAACUUCACACAUUCAACACCUCAUUAAUUCCCAGACGAGCUUGAAAAUUUUGGUAUACCUCGGGAUUUCAGUGUUCAAGGUACAUUAUAUAAUUUAGGACUGUUGUGAAUCCAAAUUUUUUCAUCACUUUGCUUCAGUUUUAGCCAGUGCUAUUGAUAUAUUAUUAUUGAUAAUGUAUAACAUUAAGAAAGUAAAACUGAUUAAAGUUUUUUUCCCCUGUAAUCUGGGGUUAACAGAUUCAAAUACAACCUUUCUUGCAUCCAAGUCAGCAUAAUUUUGGGUAAUAAAAUUUGUUGAAAAGGUCUGAGUUGUAAAAAUACGUGGCACAAACUUCUUUAUGUCAUUUUCUGUUUUGUUUUAAAUAUUAGACUCAUAUUUUGUAAAUUAUAAUUGUACUUGUUACUAUUAACUGUAAAUAUUUAUUGCAUCAAAAAUGUGCUCUGUGUUAAAUAAGUCAGAACAAGUUCCAGGUGUGGUACUUAGUAUAAAUAAUGUCAUGGCUUGGCUUUGCCUAGACUCCUUAGACUAAUGAAUUAUUUAUAAGAAAUUCACAAUAUUAAUAUGAAUGAUUCAGGUCCUUUUAAAUGUACAAACUUAACUGUGUGACCAUGUGAAAUUCUGUCUAUGAAGUGUGCUCAGUGAUUGUAUUCUUGUUUUUCAAGACAUGUUUCCAAUACUUCUAUCACAUUGUACAUGAUCUGUGUGACAUGAAGUCAAAUCAGUGUAGCUGAAUAUUUAAGUCAUAGAAGGUAGGAAAUGUGUCUUAUUUCUUAACACAAUAAAGCAUAAUUUAUUAAAUGGACAGAUGCAUGUAUUCAAUGUUCAAU
Ailuropoda melanoleuca (giant panda) is the source of this 8931-nucleotide messenger RNA. RefSeq names its product gastrin releasing peptide receptor (gene GRPR). Bases 1167 to 2321 code for a protein of 384 amino acids. The transcript has 3 exons. Gene Ontology annotation, molecular function: neuropeptide receptor activity. The record is from RefSeq and is a predicted model, not a curated record. NCBI's taxonomy places the organism in Eukaryota, Metazoa, Chordata, Mammalia, Carnivora, Ursidae. Gene Ontology annotation, biological process: G protein-coupled receptor signaling pathway. Gene Ontology annotation, cellular component: plasma membrane.